Messenger RNA from Leopardus geoffroyi (Geoffroy's cat), 1791 nucleotides. RefSeq lists its product as uncharacterized. Lineage: Eukaryota; Metazoa; Chordata; Mammalia; Carnivora; Felidae. The transcript has 2 exons. Bases 520 to 1251 code for a protein of 243 amino acids. The record is from RefSeq and is a predicted model, not a curated record.
UUUGUGGAUGAAGAAAAAGGCUUGCAAAUGACCCUUGGGAAAGGCUCUCUUGUGGGGGCGACGGAGACAGAGGUUUACAAGAGGUGAGGGUGAGCAGGAAAGCAGAGCACACACGUCCCCUUCCUCUGUAGUCACUCAGAGUGUCUCUAGCAAGAUGGGCACUGAGGGUUGAGGACGGAGAGGCGUUGAUGAUUUGCAAGCUUCUCUGGCCAGGGGACUCUGGGUGUUCCGCCGGAAGGAGACUACCAUGGGGCAGGGGCCACUCACGCCUUGUGUGGUACUGGCGGUCAACUGCUGACCACACCCGUGGAGAUUUCUCCCUGCUGCUAAACUUCACCUCACAGGUUUUUUUUUUUUUUUUUUUUUUUUUUCUUGCAUGGUGUAGCCACUGCAAACAGUGGGGCCUCUACACCAGUGCCUCUCUUGGCUAGACCUUCAGUCACCCUGCCAUGAUCAUUAUUCUCAUAAAGGGGAUCUGAAAGUGUCACUCCUGGAGGCGCCUACGAAAUCCGGGACUGAAUGGAAACUGAAACACGGGUUGGCUCCUCCCAACCUCUGCCCAGUCCCCUGGCCCUGCAUUCUCACGGGGACUUGAGGUCGUCGAAACUCCUCUUGCCUUCGUUGUUCCCUUUGCGGGAAAUACCAUUCUGUUUAAGCCCUGGGGCCGGCUCCAGUGCUGUGGGAUUUAGACCUCAUUCCUCUGUGUACCUGACUUUAGGUGCUUGGCAGGGACAUGUGUGUAGCCUGGGUGAAUGCCUGGGGGGAGACAGUUUUCUUCCCAGGCUCCUGCACACCGUGUCCCCUUCCUUUUUGCAGAUUGAGGUCCUGAAACCUCCCUCCACCUCCAGUGGAUGCCCCUCCUCCCUUUUCUUCCGGUUGCCUGAGCCUUUCUGCUUUGAAUCCCAUAAUGAAUGUACCUCACACUGUUGCUACUUCAUUCUAGAGUUGAGCCACGUGGCAUUAUCUGUGCCAUGUGUCUGCCCCACCUGUGAGUUUUGCCUGGCGAAGACUGUGUCUCAGACACCCCUCCCCACCAAGUCACAUCAUAGCUUGGGAAUGUGGCGGAUUCUCGAUGCAACCACGAGGACAUCCGCUCCGCAGCAAGCAGGAGAGCAGAUGCAAUCCGCGCGCAAAUUCUGGGGAUACUUGCAUGCAAUAGGGCCAGGUGUGCAGAGGGCUGAGCGGGGCCUGCCCUCCCCUGCCAGGUGCAUCCCCUACCCCAAGCCACGGCACUCCAGCGGGGUAGGGUGAAGAAAGGAGAACUACACUCCGCCAGGCGAGCCCCUUCUUUUUAAAAACAUCCAGAGAGAGACAAGGUAGGAGAGUCACCAGUUUCUGUGCUGAAUUGAAGCAAGUCUUUGUUUUUCUGGAGGUGUUCGUUCUUAAAACAUGGAAAUAAAAUCAGCUUAACUGACAUGACACGAAGACACUCAGAAGGCAUACACGGGCAGGGCAGGGGUACAAAAUUAAUCAGGGCUCCGUGCCACAGCUCCUAAGACACUGACUACACGGACAACUUGAAAUCAGUGGCCCUGCUGCCUCCUCUUGCCAAUCCAGCUCUGUGGGGACAAUACUGUCUCCUUGGAAGGAGUUAGCUUGUUUGGGCCUAGAAAGGCCUUUGGGUUCUAGAGUUGACAGGGCUUUGCUUUAUCUCAGUGACAAAUACCUGUCAACGUCACUCCCACUUUUUCUGGAGAAUGUUUCAAUCUACAGACACAUUGUCAUAUUGUAGGUCUUUGAGUUUGCAUUGUGUUGUUACAUAUAGAUUUAGUUCAUUCAUUUAAAAUGGUG